AUGCGAAUACCCUAAGCUUACUAUGAAAGCAUGAUGAAAAGAUACAAGAAGUCUAAGCAUGUCGAUUAAACUGAUUAUUCUUGGAUUGAAACUACCAAGAAACCUCUUGUAGAAAGAAUUUAAGAUUUUGCAUAAUGCAAACAAUUAUAAGAUCCCAAGUAUACUCGAAUCAUUUGUGAAACAAUUGAUGCAAUAUUUGAAGCAGCAGUUGCCUUAUUUCAAGAGCAAGACUAAACUCUCUGCGUUCAAUUACUGGGUGAAUCCGAUUCUAUUUAAAUUUGGGAUUUGUGUAUUUAGUGUUGUGAUUAUAUAAUCAAAUCAGCAAAUCCAAAAAUAAUCGAUAUGUUUUUUAGUUAUGAUCAUAUUUUGAUACUUCUAUUUCACAAUCCAGAUUAUGAAAUGUCAAACUAUAUAUAAAUUGGUGUAAUGCAUGCAAUAUUUGAUUGA
Molecule: messenger RNA, 447 nt
Organism: Paramecium tetraurelia
Lineage: Eukaryota; Ciliophora; Oligohymenophorea; Peniculida; Parameciidae
Exons: 2
Source: RefSeq, a predicted model, not a curated record